CACAGAUCGUCACCUGUGUUAUUCCGGGCUCAGAACCGCGACUUAUCAGGUACUUAUAGGGUAAUCGAUACUACGUACCCCUCUGUCAGCUGCCCUGGUUUGGAGAUAUUUAACCUACGAUUCCGACCAUUCCAUCCUGGGGACCUCUCCACUCUUCAGUUUCCUCUAUCUGUUUGUUUACUCCCUAUUGAGAACAUCAGGGUGUAUCAACAUGACGGUCAAAGAAACUCUCAUCUCCUCUCAGGCACAGAAGAAGCCAUGGAUCGAGACGCCGUUAAAGGAAUCUUACGCGCUGUCUCAAGCAGCUGGAUGUAAAGUCUUCCUCAAACUCGAAAACCUCCAACCAUCAGGUUCAUUCAAGUCUCGAGGCAUCGGCAACUACAUCCUCUGUCGCCUGGAGGAGUUGCCUGAUCGUAGUGCUCAGCCACACAUCUUCUCUUCCAGUGGUGGGAAUGCUGGACUUGCUGCCGUUCAUGCUUCUCGCACUCUAGGACUCCCUUGCACGGUUGUCGUUCCGCUGUCCACGAAGCCGUUGAUGAUCUCGAAGCUUAAGGCUGCUGGUGCGUAUGAAGUUAUACAGCAUGGACCGACGUGGAAGGAUGCAGAUUCGUAUUUAAGGAAGGAGGUUAUGGCCAAGGCCGGCUCUUCAGCUAUCUAUGCGCCUCCUUUCGACCACCCAGACAUCUGGACCGGCAACAGCACGCUCAUUGACGAAAUUGCGUCUCAACUUCCCGGACCAAGCGCCCAACCUGACGUGGUGAUCUGUUCGGUAGGCGGCGGGGGUCUCUUCAACGGUGUAUGCCAAGGCCUCGACGACCUGGGUAUGUCUUCCACUACCGUCCUUGCUCUCGAAACAGAUGGCGCCCAGAGCUUGAAUAAGAGCCUUGAGGCUGGCCAACUCAUUACUUUACCGGGCAUCACAUCUCAGGCCACAAGUCUCGGUGCGACACGAGUGACGCAACGCACAUUGGACUACGCGCUCCGGGAGAACGUGAGGAGCGUUGUGUUGCCCGAUGCCGAGGCUGCGAUGGGCUGUUGGCGGCUUGCGGACGAUGAGCGGAUUAUGGUGGAGAUGGCGAGUGGAAUUAAUGUUGCGCUGUGCUAUGAUGGACGGCUGGAGAGAGUGUUGGGGAGAAAGGUGAAGCCCGAGGAGAAGGUUGUUAUUGUGUUGUGUGGUGGGAGUAAUGUUACUGUUGACAUGUUGAGGGUGUGGAGGGAGGAAUUUGCUUUGGUGGAGGAGAGUUUGAGAAAUGGUAUUGGAGAGGUGCCGAGUCGGGUUACGGCACCGAAUGGGAACCACUAAGGGGCGUAAAAGGUGGUGAUUAGAGUAGAGCAUUUCCAUUUUUGGUAUAGAUAUGGUUGGCGUUUUUUUGUACUACAAGACCGUCCCAGAGCGUAAUCUAAGGAGUCUUCCUAUUAGUUGUCUGUCUCUUUCAAAUCUUUCAAACUGUUCCAUUC
Molecule: messenger RNA, 1458 nt
Organism: Lindgomyces ingoldianus
Lineage: Eukaryota; Fungi; Ascomycota; Dothideomycetes; Pleosporales; Lindgomycetaceae
Product: tryptophan synthase beta subunit-like PLP-dependent enzyme
Exons: 4
Coding region: 212-1303 (363 amino acids)
Biological process (GO): L-threonine catabolic process; L-serine catabolic process
Molecular function (GO): threonine deaminase activity; L-serine ammonia-lyase activity; pyridoxal phosphate binding
Source: RefSeq, a predicted model, not a curated record